Messenger RNA from Lampris incognitus (smalleye Pacific opah), 1898 nucleotides. Its product is annotated as gastrula zinc finger protein XlCGF57.1-like. Lineage: Eukaryota; Metazoa; Chordata; Actinopteri; Lampriformes; Lampridae. Gene Ontology annotation, biological process: negative regulation of transcription by RNA polymerase II; regulation of immune system process; regulation of cytokine production. The record is from RefSeq and is a predicted model, not a curated record. The transcript has 2 exons. The coding region runs from base 26 to 1825 and encodes 599 amino acids.
UAAAACUAGAGAACCUCGGUCCAGUAUGUAUACAAAAGAUAACAAUGAAAUAAGUCAUCAGAGAUCUACUGAGAAAAAAACGUUAACUUGCUCAGUCUGUGGUAAAAGGUUUUCUCAAGAUAUAGAUAUGCAGGCACAUAUGAGAACACAUACAGGAGAGAAGCCAUUUAGUUGCUCAGCCUGUGGCAAAAGCUUUUAUCAAAGAAGAGAUAUGCAGAGACACAUGAGAACACAUACAGGAAACAAGCCAUUCCCUUGCUCAUUCUGUGGCAAAACGUUUUCUCAAAGAGGAGAAAUGCAGAAACACACAAUAAGACAUACAGGAGAGAAACCGUUUAGUUGCUCAGUCUGUUGCAAAAAGUUUUAUCAAAGAAGAGAUAUGCAGAGACACAUGAGAACACAUACAGGAGAGAAGCCAUUCACUUGCUCAGUUUGUGGUAAAGGGUUUUCUCAAAGUGGAAACAUGCAGACACACUUGAGAACACAUACAGGAGAGAAGCCAUUUCGUUGCACCACCUGUGGUAAUGGGUUUAGUAGAGGCGAAAAUUUGAAAAAACACAUGAGAAUACAUACAGGAGAGAAGCCAUUCACUUGCUCAGUUUGUGGUAAAAGGUUUUCACAAAAUGGAAAUAUGCAGGCACACAUGAGAACACAUACAGGAGAGAAACCCUUUGUUUGCACAGUCUGUGGUAGUGCGUUUUCUCGAAGAGGAGAAAUGAAUAGACACAUGAAAACACAUACAGGAGAAAAACCCUUUAGUUGCUCAGUUUGUGGCAAAAGGUUUUAUCAAAGUAGAGAUAUGCAGAGACACAUGAGAACACAUACAGGAGAGAAACCCUUUAUUUGCACAGUCUGUGGUAGUGCGUUUUCUCGAAGAGUAGAAAUGAAUAGACACAUAAAAACACAUACAGGAGAAAAACCCUUUAGUUGCUCAGUUUGUGGCAAAAGUUUUUAUCAAAGUAGAGAUAUGCAGAGACACAUGAGAACACAUACAGGAGAGAGACCGUUCAAAUGCACAGUCUGUUUUAAAGGGUUUAAUAGAAGCGGAAAUUUGAAGACACAUAUGAGAAUACAUAUGGGUGAGAAACCAUUUGCUUGCUCAGUCUGUGGCCAAAGGUUUUCUCAAAGACGAUAUAUGCAGACACACAUAAGAACACAUACAGGAGAGAAACCUUUCACUUGUUCGGUUUGUGGUAAAGGGUUUUCUCAAAAAAGACUCAUGCAGACACACAUGAGAACGCAUACAGGAGAGAAGCCAUUUAGUUGCUCAGUCUGUGGUAAAGGGUUUUCACAAAAUGGAAAUAUGCAGGCACACAUGAGAACACAUACAGGAGAAAAACCAUUUAGUUGCUCAGUCUGUGGUAAAGGGUUUUCUCAAAAAAGAGUGAUUCAAACACAUAUGAGAAUACAUACAGGAGAGAAACCUUUCACCUGCUCUGUUUGUGGUAAAGGGUUUUCUGAAAAUGGAAAUAUGGAGAUACACAUAAGAACACAUACAGGAGAGAAACCUUUUAGUUGCACUGUCUGUGACAAAGGGUUUAGUAGAAGCGAUCAUUUGAAGUCACAUGUCAGAAUACAUAUGGGUGAGAAACCAUUUGCUUGCUCAGUCUGUGGCAAAAGGUUUUCUCAAAGAAGAGAUGUGCAGACACACAUGAGAACACACACAGGAGAGAAACCUUUCACUUGCUCGGUGUGUGGGAAAAGGUUUUCUCAUAAAAGAGUUAUGCAGACACACAUGAAAAUACAUACAAGGGAGAAAAUCGGAAUUGGUGUCAAGAUUGUGGUGAAGGGUAUCUGCAAAAGAACUGUCAGACAAAGUACAUGACAUCACAGAAGAAAAUGGGAUUAGUUGGCUCAUCUUGUGAAAAAAAAAAGUUCACAUGCCAUGAUCAGAUCAU